AGGGGAGCGGGCGCAGUGGUGGAGAGCGUGCGGGGGUCGUCGCGCAUGGGCAGACGGUGCCCGCCCCUGGGUCACCCUGACUUCUUCCGGAGACCCUGGCUGCGCGGGCAUGCGGCCUUUGAGCCGGAAGCGGGAAGAGUGCGAGGCCCCCUGGCUGCAGCUGCGGCGGCCGCGGGGAAAGACGAGUGGAGCCGGGUUUCGGCUGCAGCCGUCUCGGCCGCCGCUUCGGGAAACUGCACUCUGGCCGUUCCGUGCAGCGAUUUGACCCAAGAGCAUCUGUUGAGGUGUCAACUAGAUUGGCGUGCGUAGGAGCGCGGACUGUGAAGUGACUUUUGCUGGAGCUGGAAUUCUGGUGGUCGUUUAUGCUCCGGGGCUGUGCUGUCUCCCCUGCGAUCAUUUUGGCCCGUGGUGAGGAUUCCAGAGCGUUCGCUGCUGUUCUUGCCAGUGACGUGUUUUCUGAAAUUCUGAACCAUGAGUCUAGCCCUUAACGAUCUGCUUAUCUGCUGUCGUCAACUGGAACACGAUAGAGCUACAGAGCGAAGGAAAGAAGUUGAGAAAUUUAAGCGCCUUAUCCGGGAUCCUGAAACUGUUCAACAUUUAGAUCGGCAUUCAGAUUCCAAACAAGGGAAAUACUUGAAUUGGGAUGCUGUUUUUAGAUUUUUACAGAAAUAUGUUCAAAAAGAAACAGAAUGUCUGAAAACCGCAAAACCAGGCGUAUCAGCCUCAGCACAAGCCACCAGGCAGAAGAAGAUGCAAGAAAUCAGUAGUCUGGUCAAAUACUUCAUCAAGUGUGCAAAUAAAAGAGCACCCAGACUGAAAUGUCAAGAACUCUUGAAUUAUAUCAUGGAAACAGUGAAAGAUUCAUUUAAUGGUAAUGUUUUUGGAGCCGACUGCAGCAACCUCUUGCUCAAGGAUAUUCUCACAGUGAGAAAAUACUGGUGUGAAAUAUCUCAGCAACAGUGGCUUGAGUUGUUCUCUGUAUACUUCAAUCUGUACCUUAAACCUGCACAAGACAUUAAUAGAGUUUUAGUGGCUAGAAUAAUUCAUGCUGUGACCAGAGGAUGCUGUUCGCAAACUGAUGGCUUAAGUUCCAAAUUAUUGGAUUUCUUUUCCAAAGCUAUUCAUCAUGCAAGACAAGAGAAGAGCUCCGCGGGUCUGAACCACAUCCUAGCAGCGUUUAUUAUCUUCCUCAAGACGUUGGCUGUUAACUUUCGAACUCGCGUGUGUCAGUUAGGAGAUGAAGUUCUUCCUACCUUGCUUUAUAUUUGGACUCAACACAGACUUAAUGAUUCCUUAAAAGAAGUGAUUAUUGAAUUAUUUCAGCUGCAAAUUUAUAUCCGUCAUCCAAAGGGAGCUAAAACCCAAGAGAAAGGUGCUUUUGAAUCAAGUAAAUGGAAAGGUAUCUUAUACAACAUAUAUGAUCUGCUAAUUAACGAGAUAAGUCAUAUAGGAAGCAGAGGGAAGUACUCUUCAGGCUCCCGUAAUGUUGCCGUCAAGGAAAACUUGAUUGAGCUGAUGGCAGACAUUUGUCACCAGGUUUUUAAUGAAGACACCGGAUCUUUGGAGAUUUCUCAGUCUUACACUAUCACACAAAGAGAACUUAAUGAUUACAGUGCAGCUUGCAAAAAGAGGAAAAUAGAAUUAGGCUGGGACGUCAUAAAAGAUCAUCUUCAGAAGUCACAGAAUGAUUUUGAUCUUGUGCCUUGGUUACAGAUUGCAACCCGAUUAAUAUCCAAAUAUCCUUCCAAUCUACCUAACUAUGAGCUGUCACCAUUACUGAUGAUACUGUCCCAGCUUCUACCUCAGCAGCGACACGGGGAGCGCACACCCUACGUGUUACGGUGCCUUGUGGAGGUUGCAUCGUGUCAAGGCAAGAAAUCAGACCUGGAAAGCUCACAGAAGGCAGAUUUAUUGAAACUCUGGACUAAAAUUUGGUCUAUUACCUUUCGCGGUAUAAGUUCUGAACGAAUACAAGCUGAAAACUUUGGCUUACUUGGAGCUAUAAUUCAAGGUGGUUUAAUUGAGGUUGAUAGAGAAUUCUGGAAGUUAUUUACUGGAUCAGCCUGCAGACCUUCAUGUCCUGCAGUAUGCUGCUUGACUUUGGCCCUGACCAUCUGCGUCGUUCCAGACUCAGCAAAGACAGGAGCGGAGCAGAGUAUGUGUGAAGUGAAUAGAAGUUUUUCUUUAAAGGAAUUGAUAAUGAAAUGGCUCUUACUCUAUCAGUUAGAGGAAGACUUUGAAGACAGUACGGAGCUGCCACCAGUUCUUCACAGUAAUUUUCCUCAUCUUGCACUGGAGAAAAUUCUUGUGAGUCUCACUAUGAAAAACUCGAAAGCUGCAAUGAAUUUUUUCCAAAGAGAGCCAGAAUGUGAACGACACCAAAAAGAUGCAGAGGAUCCUUCACUCUCAGAGAUUGAAGAACUGUUUCUUCAGACCACGUUUGACAAGAUGGAUUUCCUAAGUGUGGUGAAGGAAUGUCCUGUAGAGAAGCACCAGUCCGGUGUAGGUAUCUCUGUCCACCAGAACCUCAAGGAAUCACUGGAUCGCUAUCUUCUGGGGUUAUCAGAACAGCUUCUAAAUAACUACUCAUGUGAGUCUACAAAUGCAGAAACACUUAUCCGGUGUUCAAGUCUUAUGGUGGGUGUUCUCGGCUGCUAUUGUUACGUGGGUGUAAUAGCUGAAGAGGAAGCAUAUAAAUCAGAAUUAUUCCAGAAAGCCAAGUCUCUGAUGCAGUGUGCAGGAGAAAGUAUCACUCUGUUUAAAAAUAAGCCCCACGAAGAAUCUAGGAUUGUGUCACUGAGAAAUGUGAUGCACCUGUGUACCCGUUGCCUGUCCAACUGUCCCAGGCCCAGUCCCAGUAAGAUUGCAUCUGGAUUUUUCCUGCGAUUGUUGACAUCAAAGCUCAUGAAUGAUGUUGCAGAUAUUUGUAGAAGUUUAGCAUCAUUUACCAGAAAGCCGUUUGACUAUGGAGAAGUAGAAUCACUGGAAGAUGAUGCUGAUGCAAGUCUGAUGGAGGGAGAGGAUCAGUCAUCCAUGAACCUAUUCAGUGAAGACCCGGCCGCUAGUGUUAGCGAUGCUAACGUAUCUGGAGAGGCCCAGAGUACUAUUGGUGCCAUGAAUCCUUUAGCUGAAGAACAGCUAUCAAAGCAAGAUCUACUUUUCCUCGACAUGCUCAAGUUCUUGUGUAUGUGUGUAACUACCGCUCAGACCAACACUGUGUCGUUCAGAGCGGCUGAUAUUCGGAGGAAAUUGUUAAUGUUAAUUGAUUCUAGCAUGCUAGACCCUGCUAAAUCCCUCCAUCUACACAUGUAUCUAGUGCUUUUAAAGGAGCUUCCUGGAGAAGAACAUCCUUUGCCAAUGGAAGAGGUUGUUGAACUCCUAAAGCCACUAUCCAAUGUGUGUUCUUUGUAUCGCCGUGACCAGGAUGUUUGUAAAACAGUUUUAAACCACGUCGUUCCCAUUGUGACGAACCUGUGUCAAGGCAGUAUGGACGCUGAAAACACAAGGGACGCUCAGGGGCAGUUUCUAACAGUGAUUGGAGCGUUUUGGCACUUAGCAAAGGAGGGGAAGUGCACAUUCUCUGUAAGAAUGGCACUGGUAAAAUGCCUUAAGACUUUGCUUGAGGCUGAUCCUUAUUCAAAAUGGGCUAUUCUUAAUGCAGUGGGCAAAGAGUUUCCUGUGAACGAAGUAUUUCCACAUUUUCUUGCUGAUAAUCAUCAUCAAGUUAGCAUGUUGGCCGCAGCGUCCAUCAAUAGAUUAUUCCAGGAUAUGAAGCACGGAGGUUCUGCCACAUUAUUGAAAGCACUUCCUUUGAAACUUCAGCAAACAGCUUUUGAAAAUGCAUACUCGAAAGCUCUGGAAGGAAUGAGAGAAGUGGCCCACAGAGCUGCGAACACUGAACUUGUGGAUGAGGUGUAUAACAGAAAAUCCGUCCUGCUCAUGACAGUAGCUGUGGUUUUGUGCUGCAGCCCCGUCUGUGAGAAACAGGCUUUGUUUGCCCUGUGCAAGGCUGUGAACGAGAGUGGGUUAGAGCCUCACCUCAUUAAAAAGGUUUUAGAGAAAGUUUCUGAAACUUUUGGGUACAGACAUUUAGAAGACUUCAUGGCUUCUCAUUUGGAUUAUCUGGUUUUGGAAUGGCUGAAUCUUCAAGAUACUGAACACAGCUUAUGUUCUUUUCCUUUUAUUUUAUUAAACUACACAAAUGUUGAGGAUUUCUAUAGAUCUUGUUACAAGGUUUUGAUCCCACAUCUGGUGAUGAGAAGUCGUUUUGAUGAGGUGAAGUCCAUUGCUAAUCAGAUUCAAGAGGACUGGAAAACUCUUCUGACACACUGCUUUCCAAAGAUUCUUGUAAAUAUUCUUCCUUACUUUGCCUAUGAGGGUACAGGGAACAGUGAGAUGGCACAGCAGAGAGAGACGGCUACCAAAGUCUAUGAUGUGCUCAAGGACGAAAACUUACUAGGAAAACAGAUUGAUCACUUAUUCCUUAGUAACUUACCAGAGAUAGUUGUGGAGUUACUGAUGACGUUACAUGAACCAUCAACUUCCGGUGCGGGCCAAAGCAGCGACCCCGGGGACUUUUCAGGGGGUUUGGACCCUGCUCCUAACCCGCCUCAUUUCCCGUCCCACGUGAUCAAAGCAACGUUUGCCUAUAUCAGUAACUGCCAUAAAACCAAGCUGAAAAGCAUCUUAGAAAUUCUUUCCAAAAGCCCUGAUUCCUAUCAGAAAAUUCUUCUAGCCAUAUGUGAGCAAGCCGCUGAGACAAAUAAUGUUUAUAAAAAGCACAGGAUUCUGAAAAUAUAUCACCUAUUUGUUAGUUUAUUACUGAAAGACAUAAAAAGUUCCUUAGGAGGAGCAUGGGCCUUUGUUCUUCGAGACGUUAUUUACACUUUGAUUCAUUAUAUCAACAAAAGGCCUUCUCGUUUCAUGGAUGUGUCGUUACGAAGCUUCUCCCUGUGUUGUGACCUGUUAAGCUGUGUUUGCCACACAGCCGUCACUUACUGCAAGGAUGCUCUAGAAAAUCAUCUUCAUGUCAUUGUCGGCACACUCAUACCCCUUGUGGAUGAUCAGAUGGAGGUUCGGGAACAGGUAUUGGACUUGUUGAAGUACUUAGUGAUAGAUAACAAGGAUAAUGAAAACCUCUACAUGACAAUUAAACUCUUAGAUCCUUUUCCUGACCAUGAUGUCUUUAAGGAUUUGCGUCUUACUCAGCAGAAAAUUAAAUACAGUAAAGGACCCUUUUCACUUUUGGAGGAAAUAAACCAUUUUCUCUCCGUGAGUGUUUACGAUGCACUUCCUUUGACAAGGCUCGAAGGGCUGAAGGAUCUCCGCAGACAGCUGGCACAGCAUAAAGACGAGAUGAUGGAUCUCGUGCGAGCGUCUCAGGAAAACCCCCAAGAUGGCGUCAUGGUGAAACUAAUCGUCAACUUGUUGCAGUUAUGCAAGAUGGCGGUGAGCCACACUGGGGAAAGACAAGUUUUAGAGGCUGUUGGGAGCUGCCUGGGAGAAGUGGGUCCAGUAGAUUUCUCGACGAUAGCCAUACAGCAUAGCAGAGAUACAUCUUCUGCCAAGGCCCUCGAGUUCUUUGAAGAUAAAGAACUUCAAUGGACCUUCCUAACGCUGACCUACCUGAAUAAUACGCUGGUAGAAGAUUGUGUCAAAGUGCGAUCAGCUGCUGUUACCUGUCUGAAAAGUAUUUUAGCCACAAAGACUGGACAUACUUUCUGGGAGAUUUAUAAGAGGACGACUGAUCCCAUGCUUAUCUAUCUACAGCCUUUUAGAACCUCGAGAAAAAAGUUUUUAGAGGUACCCACACUGGACAAAGAAAGUCCUUUCGAAGGCCUGGACGAUACGAGCCUGUGGAGUCCUCAAAGUGGAAAUCAUGACAUUUGGAUAAAGAGGCUGACUUGUGCUUUUCUGGAUAGCGGAGGCACAAAGAGUGAAAUUCUUCAGUUAUUAAAGCCAAUGUGUGAAGUGAAAACUGACUUUUGUCAGACUGUGCUCCCAUACUUGAUUCAUGAUAUUUUACUCCAAGAUACAAAUGAAUCAUGGAGAAAUCUGCUGUCUACACGCAUUCAGGGAUUUUUCACUAACUGUUUCAGACACUCCUCACAAACGAGUCGAUCCACGACCCCUGCAAAUUUGGAUUCAGAACCAGUCUUGUGCCAGGUUACUGCCCACCAGAAGCUUAGAUGUGGAGGGAGACAGACACACGCACAGAAGGAAGGACGCGCUUCAGCAAGUCUGCCCGGGACUGAGGAGAGCUGUCUUUCUCUGUCAGACUCAGAGCACUCUUUCCGGGGCUGUGUGGACAAAAGAUCUCAGAGGACCAUGCUGGCCGUCGUGGACUACAUGCGGAGACAGAGGAGGCCUUCCUUAGGAACCGUUUUUGAUGAUGCUUUCUGGCUGGAGUUGAAUUAUCUGGAGGUUGCGAAGGUGGCUCAGUCUUGUGCUGCACACUUUACAGCAUUGCUCUACGCAGAAAUUUACGCAGAUAAGAAAAGCAUGGAUGACCAGGAGAAAAGAAGCGUUAUGUUUGAAGAAGCAAGCCAAAAUACAACGAUUUCUAGUUUGAGUGAAAAAAGUAAAGAAGAAACUGGAAUAAGUUUACAGGACCUGCUCUUAGAGAUCUACAGAAGUAUAGGAGAGCCGGACAGCCUGUACGGCUGCGGCGGAGGGAAAAUGCUCCAGCCCCUUACCAGGCUACGAACGUACGAGCAUGAAGCCAUGUGGGGGAAAGCCCUGAUGACAUAUGACCUGGAGACGGCAAUCUCCUCGCCCACCCGCCAGGCAGGAAUCAUCCAGGCCUUGCAGAAUUUGGGACUCUGCCAUAUCCUUUCCGUCUACCUGAAAGGACUAGAUGUGGAAAAUAAAGAGUGGUGUGCUGGGCUGCAGGAGCUGUGCUUCCAGGCUGCGUGGAGGAACAUGCAGUGGGACCGCUGUGCUUCCACCAACAAAGCAAUGGAGGGAACUAAUUACCACGAAUCCAUCUACAAUGCUCUGCAGUCUCUAAGAGAUAGAGAAUUCUCCACAUUUUAUGAAAGCCUCAAAUAUGCCAGGGUGAGAGAAGUGGAGGAGCUGUGUAGGGGCAGCCUCGAGUCCGUGUACUCGCUCUACCCCACCCUCAGCAGGCUGCAGGCCAUUGGGGAGCUCGAAAACAUCGGGGAGCUUUUCUCCAGGUCAGCCCCGGAUAGGCAGCCCUCCGAAGUGUAUGCUCAGUGGCGGAAACACUCCCAGCUUCUCAAGGACAGUGACUUUAGUUUUCAGGAGCCCAUCAUGGCUCUCCGCAGAGUCAUUUUGGAGAUCUUGAUGGAAAAGGAAAUGGAAAACUCCCAGAGAGAAUGUUUGAAGGAUAUUCUCACCAAGCACCUUGUAGAACUCUCUGUACUAGCCCGAACUUUUAAGAACACUCAGCUCCCUGAAAGAGCAAUAUUUCACAUCAAACAGUACAGCCCAGCUGGUCGUGGGGUCUCCGAGUGGCAGCUGGAGGAGGCACAAGUUUUUUGGGCGAGAAAGGAACAGAGUCUCGCCCUGAGCGUCCUCAAACAGAUGAUCAAGAAGCUGGACGCCAGUGGUGCAGAGAACGAUCCCAGCCUAAGACUUCUGUACACAGAAUGUCUGAGGGUUUGCGGCACCUGGUUGGCGGAAACUUGCUUAGAAAACCCUGCAGUCAUCAUGCAGACCUACCUGGAAAAGGCAGUGGAAGUUGCCAGAAAUGAUGAUGGAGAAAGCAGUGAUGAGCUUAGAAAUGGAAAAAUGAAGGCAUUUCUCUCAUUAGCACGGUUCUCAGAUACUCAGUACCAGAGAAUUGAAAACUACAUGAAAUCAUCAGAAUUUGAGAAUAAGCAAGCUCUCCUGAAAAGGGCCAAAGAGGAAGUGGGCCUUCUUAGGGAACAUAAAAUUCAGACCACCAGAUACACAAUAAAGGUGCAGCGAGAGCUGGAGUUGGAUGAAUGUGCGCUCCGUGCCCUGAAAGAGGACCGGAAGCGCUUCUUAUGUAAAGCAGUUGAAAACUACAUCAGUUGCUUAUUGAGCGGAGAAGGACAUGAUAUGUGGAUAUUCCGUCUUUGUUCUCUCUGGCUCGAAAAUUCUGGAGUUGCUGAGGUCAAUGGCAUGAUGAAGAGCAAGGGAAUGGAGAUUCCGUCGUACAAAUUCCUGCCUCUUAUGUACCAGCUGGCUGCUAGAAUGGGGACCAAAAUGAUGGGGGGCCUAGGAUUCCACGAAGUCCUCAAUAAUCUUAUCUCUAGAAUCGCUAUGGACCACCCCCAUCAUACCUUGUUCAUUAUACUGGCCUUAGCGAAUGCAAACAAAGAUGAAUUUUUGACGAAACCAGAGGCGGCAAGGAGGAGUAGAAUGAGUAAACACGCACCUAAACAAAGCUCUCAGCUUGAUGAGGAUCGAACCGAGGCUGCAAACAGAAUAAUAUGUACUAUCAGAAGUAGGAGACCUCAGAUGGUCAGAAGCGUCGAGGCACUUUGUGAUGCUUACAUCAUAUUAGCAAACUUAGAUGCCACUCAGUGGAGGACGCAGAGAAAAGGCAUAAAUAUCCCAGCAGACCAGCCAAUUACCAAACUGAAGAAUUUAGAAGACGUUGUUGUCCCAACUAUGGAAAUUAAGGUGGACCCUACAGGAGAAUAUGGAAAUCUGGUGACGAUACAAUCAUUUAAAGCAGAAUUUCGUUUAGCAGGAGGUUUAAAUUUACCUAAAAUAAUCGAUUGUUUGGGCUCUGAUGGAAAGGAAAGGAGACAGCUUGUCAAGGGCCGCGAUGACCUGAGACAAGAUGCCGUCAUGCAGCAGGUCUUCCAGAUGUGUAACACGUUGCUGCAGAGAAACACCGAGACCAGGAAGAGGAAAUUGACCAUCUGCACGUACAAGGUGGUUCCGCUUUCUCAGCGGAGUGGCGUUCUCGAGUGGUGCACAGGAACCAUCCCGAUCGGUGAAUUUCUUGUUAACAACGAGAAUGGCGCUCAUAAGAGAUACAGGCCGAGGGAUUUCAGCGCCCUUCAGUGCCAAAAGAAAAUCAUGGAUGUACAAAAGAAGUCUUUUGAAGAGAAAUACAAAACCUUCAUGGAUAUCUGCCAAAAUUUUCAACCAGUUUUCCGUUACUUCUGCAUGGAGAAAUUCUUGGACCCAGCUGUUUGGUUCGAGAAACGACUGGCUUAUACUCGCAGCGUGGCUACUUCUUCUAUCGUCGGGUACAUACUUGGACUUGGUGAUAGACACGUACAGAACAUCUUGAUAAACGAGCAGUCCGCAGAGCUCGUACACAUAGAUUUAGGAGUCGCUUUUGAACAGGGUAAAAUCCUCCCUACUCCCGAGACGGUUCCUUUCAGACUCACCAGGGAUAUUGUGGAUGGGAUGGGCAUUACUGGUGUCGAAGGGGUCUUCAGAAGAUGCUGUGAGAAAACCAUGGAGGUUAUGAGAAGCUCUCAGGAAACCCUGUUAACCAUCGUGGAGGUCCUCCUGUACGACCCCCUCUUUGACUGGACCAUGAAUCCUUUGAAAGCUCUGUACCUACAGCAGAGGCCGGAGGACGACACGGAGCUCCACGCCACCCCCAGCGCGGACGACCAGGAGUGCAGACGCGGUCUCGGGGACAUCGACCAGAGUUUGAACAAAGUGGCCGAACGCGUCCUGAUGCGGCUCCAGGAGAAACUGAAAGGGGUGGAGGAAGGAACGGUGCUCAGCGUCGGGGGGCAGGUGAACCUGCUCAUACAGCAGGCCAUGGACCCCAAGAACCUCAGCCGGCUCUUCCCGGGAUGGAAGGCGUGGGUGUGAGGCUCGCGCCACGCCCGCAGUUGCCGUGCAACUCCGUGAACUGUUCACUGUGGUUUUUAAAAUGUGUAACACGUGCCUCGGUCCCCUGAAGAUGCCUCGACAGGCUCCUCUCACGUUUUAGAAGUGUCGCUCAUGCUCUACUUCUGCACCGAACUUGUAUUUUUUCUUCUCAAGUACAUACUAGUAUUGUUCGCACUAGAAUCACUGACUCCCACUUCAGCUCAAGGGCAGGAACUAACAGUGAAUUAGAGGAAAUAAACUGCUAGGUUUGAGGUAGCUUAAUUAAAACUUGUUUCCCAGGUAUUGUGUAUGAAUGAUAAAUUAGUUGAUAUUAAUUUAUAAAAAGAAAAACUUCAAAAUUGUGACCAUUUACAUAUCAUGGUAAAGUUACAUUAAAAAUAGGUAAUGUUGAGGGGCACCUGGGUGGCUCAGUUGGUUAAGCGUUGACUU
This is a messenger RNA of Hyaena hyaena (striped hyena), 10224 nucleotides long. It is a transcript of the gene ATM, whose product is annotated as ATM serine/threonine kinase. The record is from RefSeq and is a predicted model, not a curated record. NCBI's taxonomy places the organism in Eukaryota, Metazoa, Chordata, Mammalia, Carnivora, Hyaenidae. Gene Ontology annotation, biological process: DNA repair. Gene Ontology annotation, molecular function: protein binding; protein serine/threonine kinase activity. The coding region runs from base 472 to 9774 and encodes 3100 amino acids. The transcript is spliced from 64 exons.